AUGACUGUUGACGUCUCAACCCUCACCCAUCUUAUUAUGUCUGACGGUGACAAGGGUAACAAAGGUAGCGGUACGUACUCUCACGUCCAACAACUUUCUUCGGAAAGCCCCGCGCAGUCAUCGUUUCUCAUACGUGAUAUUUUAAGUGAAUCGAGUACUGAAAGGUGUGUAUUAAACCAUAGAGAACUUAAUGACGAUGUUGUACCUUCAUUAACAGCUGUCAAAUACUCUGCGCGAAGUUUACCGCAAGAUACUGGAUUAAACAGUCAAAAUAAAGUUAAGUUCUCACUCCGUACCUUGGAGGGCAACAAAGGAAACUUUCUAACUGGAGAACACGAAAAAGCGUUUCAUCAGAGAGAUAUUUGUGACAAGAGAAAAGCAGGAAAGACAAAAGAGUUGCCUAGUAUUUUCAAGAACAAAAAAGAAAGGAAAGCCAGAACAGCCUUCACUGAUUAUCAGAUACAAACUUUAGAAAAACAUUUUCAAGCACAAAAAUACCUGAGUGUACAAGAUCGAAUGGAAAUCGCUUCGAAGUUAAACCUAACCGACACACAUGUGAAGACUUGGUAUCAAAACAGAAGGACAAAGUGGAAAAGGCAGACUGCUGUUGGACUGGAGUUACUUGCCGAGGCUGGAAACGUUGCAGCUCUCCAUACCAUGAUGCAUGCAACUCCUUAUUGUUUUUCUAGGUUCAUGCCAUCGCCUUCUCAAGGUCAUCUCACAAACCAAGAGUACUACUUCAGGCAUCCGUCAUCUGGACUUCUUGAACAUCUCCCUUUUCGUUUAUACUAAUCUGAUGAAAGAUGGAUAUCAUUACCAAGCUCAAUGAAUUACUCUUUUAUGAUGUCUCAAGGAAAUCCGGAAAAUCCAGUUAAUUCACUAGCAAAAUCAUAUUCCCAAACUAGUGCAAGAAAAAGAUCCAGGUUCUGUUUUUAGUCAAAUGUGAGGGCAAUGGUACUGCUGUAAAAACGGAAAACAAGACUAUUACAAAACCACUAAUUUCAAA
Limulus polyphemus (Atlantic horseshoe crab) is the source of this 1006-nucleotide messenger RNA. Its product is annotated as barH-like 1 homeobox protein. Gene Ontology annotation, biological process: regulation of DNA-templated transcription. The transcript is spliced from 3 exons. Lineage: Eukaryota; Metazoa; Arthropoda; Merostomata; Xiphosura; Limulidae. Gene Ontology annotation, molecular function: DNA binding; DNA-binding transcription factor activity, RNA polymerase II-specific. The record is from RefSeq and is a predicted model, not a curated record. Bases 1 to 792 code for a protein of 263 amino acids.